CAUGAGAACAUCAUAGAGGGAUUCCAUCCGCUGCGGAUAUCGAAUUGUAGGCUCGAGAUCCUAUCCGGACUGCGCUUACGGGAUGUUCCCAUACCACCAGUGCACAUGGUUGUCUGACCGCGAAUGGCGUGACUUGGGCACUACGACUGGCAUGACCCGCUGAGACUUUUCUUCUGCAAUUAAAACCUACCAAAUCAUCCUAGCAGCUCCUAGACUCCUGGCACUUGAUUUUCUUGAAAUCGAAUGUUACGGUCCCUAGCGCUAUCUAUUGCGCCAAGGCAUUUUAAAGGUUCUAAACGCUCAAUGGCAAUGCACGUCACGUUUGGAGUGUAAAAAAAGACAUGCCUGACUACUGCACAACAGAUUUCGCCAGUUCGCUGGUUUUGUACAAUUUGGCCAAACCUCAAGUGAGCUACAUGUUUUUUUUUUUUCACUAGAACACACCUUGCCCUUCCCACCAAAUACCGAAGUCCCAGCUGUGCGAAUCCGUACACUUAUUGUUCCGACACAAUCAACCCGGCCAUACCCAUGCCCUAUCCAAGUGUCAGAAGAAGCCAGUGCGCAGAUGCCACAAUGGUAAACUUACAGUGCCAACACACAUGGUAGUCACGGCAAUCUUCUUGCCCGUCCGCUUCAGCUCCGACAGUGCGGUCACAAUCUGUCGUGCACCGGUGCAUCCCAAGGGAUGACCCAAUGCGAUCGCACCUCCUCUGGGGUUGACCCUCGCCCUAUCAACGCCGAGUGUUUUUGUGCAAUGAACCAGCUGGAAAGACAUUAGCGCGCUAGUCUACGCGUCUUUGGUCGGACGUACCACUGAACCAAAAGCCUCGUUGAUCUCCCAGAUGUCUACAUCCUCCUUCGAGAUUCCAACCUGCUUAAGUAGCUUUGGCACAGCUAUAGUUGGACCAGCUCCCAUGAUCCGUGGCUCCAAGCCUGCGACGGUGCUGUGAACAUACUUGCCCAAGAUCGGCUGGCCCAGCCGUUGAGCUGUGCUUCUCUUCAUCAUGAGAAUGCACGCAGCGCCGUCUGUGAUUUGCGACGCAUUGCCUCCCGUAGUUGUGGAUGGAGGCCAUUGUGGGAAGGCCUUUCUGAUGCCCGCGAGCUUUUCCUUGGUGGUGCCGUAGCGCACACCAUCGUCGCGAUCGGCGACGACAGUCUUGACCUCACCCGUCUUUGGGUUUUUGAGCUGCGUCGUGAUGGGGAAGAUCUCGUCGUUGAACCAGCCCGCCUUCUGCGCUCGCUCAGCCUUAGCAAACGACUCGGCUGCCCACUCAUCUUGCUCCUCCCUUGUGAUGUCAAAGUCACGGGCAAGGUUUUCAGAUGUCCAACCCAUGGGCAUGCUGAUAUCUUUAGCGACUGGAUGAGUCGAGAUCUUGGAGCCGAAAUUCGGGGCACCGUCGUCAGGAUUCUGGCUCAUACUCUCAACACCGACCGCCAGACCGACUUCGAUGCCUCCAGAAGCAAUUUGAUUGGCUACGCUUUGCGUUGCGAGAAGACCUGAUGAGCACCAUCGGCUUGCGAUCGAAGUAGCGGUUGUAGCAGGGAAACCAGCGCUCAGGGCUGCGCCACGGCUGAUAUAGUUUACACGCGGCUCCAACACAUUGCCGAAGACAAUCUCUUCGACAAGUGCAGGAUCUAUUUUCGCACGUUCAAUAACGCCGCUAAGCAUGGCAACAAGAAGGUCCUCGAGCGAGGUGCUGCUGAGUGCACCCCCCCGAGCCUUGGUCAAGGCUGAGCGAAUAGCAAGGGUGAUGACUAUGUCAUCGGGAUUCUUUUGAAGGAUUUCAUCUUUCCUUGAUUUUGUGGGUGAAAUGUGAGAGACGACCUGCUGCAGCCUUUGCAUAGUUUGCGACAUGUUUGAUCGAGUGUGAAGAUAUGAAAGGUUUACGUGCUGGAAGGAUCCUCAGACGUGCUUUUGAUACUGCAAUAUACCGCCUCGGGCAAGAGAUGCUACUACCGCGGCAUAGAAGCAAUUGGCUAGACCGCUGCUGUCUACUGGCAAUGAAGCGUUGGUGGCCACCAGUAGUGGAGUUGGACACGGGAGAUGAAAUCGGCAUCUCCACACCCCGCCUUUCCUCAUUGGGUAGUCAACAUCAACGGCCACCAGGCUUAGACCAAGGUAAGAUUCGGAAUUCCUAAACAUGUAUUCUAUUUGUCGUCCUUCGGGGCGUAAAAUAUUGAGACGACUAACUUGUUCAUGUUUUAAGUUUGAUUCAUUGUAGGGCAUGGAAAAGAUCAGUGCUAAGACCUUCAUUACUGCGGGAGCCGCCUUCGCUGCAACGGCGGCCUACCUUGACGCUCACUUUGGGUUUUCGCGAGAUAUUGGUCAAAUACUGGCUGACAGGCGCUUUGGAAAACGAAUUGAGCAGCGGAUAAAAGCUGUCGGGAGUGUUGCUGGCAUCUAUGGACACCUUCAGACCGCAGAUCCUGCAGCAGAGGGCCUUUGGUUCGAGGGCCGUACAUGGACCUAUAGAGAAAUCUUAAAAGAAGCGGAUGCUUUCGCACAAGUACUACAUGACAUCGGCGUCCGGAAGAACAGCUUUGUAGCAGUCUUUAUGAGCAACUCUCCCGAAAUGGUCUUCGCCCUCGCAGCCAUAAGUAAGCUUGGUAGCGCUCCAGCAAUGAUAAAUACAGCCUUAAGAAACGAGACACUGCUACACUGCCUUGGUGUAGCAAACGCGUCAGUUCUUGUGGCGACACCCGACCUCAUAGAACACGUCGUUCCCGUCCUCAAGGAGGACAGAAUGGCCACAAGUUGUCUCAGUCUGAAUGUUGGAUCCUUCUCCGACGAUCUUUCCGAUGAUCGUUUUAUUUCCGUUACGCAGAAACAGCUUUCGGCCACAGCAGUCCGCGUACAAACAGUUCCCAGGGCGCUGAAAGACAUCGGUGCACUCAUCUACACGUCCGGAACAAGUGGAAAGCCCAAGGCCGUAUCUAUCAAAAACUGGCUGCUAAUCCUCACUUCCACGACCACUGAUCUUGAUGCUCGAUUUCCAGAGCGAUAUAAGCCAUUACGCACCUACAGCUGCCUGCCCUUGUUUCAUGGAACUUGUUUCUUCACGGGCCUGCUAUACUCCGCUGGUAAUUCAGGAUCGUUCUGUUUGGCAAGAAAAUUCUCUGCAAGCGGUUUUAGUCGUUCACUCGUUGAGAGCGGUGCGACGAGAACUCUAUAUGUUGGAGAACUCUGUCGCUAUCUGUUGAAGGCUGCUCCUUCGCCACACGAUCGGGCCCACCGCUGUCGCGUCGCAGUUGGUAAUGGGCUCUCGAACGACGUUUGGCUGAAAUUCAUGGAACGCUUCGGCAUCGAAGAGAUCCGAGAGUUUUAUAGAUCGACGGAGGGACUUGCGAAAUUCGACAAUUGCAGUAGAGGCAGACAGGGUGCAGGCAAGGUCGGCUUCCAGGGUCCAAUCUACCGCAACUUCAAUCGGGACACUGUUCUCGUCCGUUAUGAUCCGGAUACAGAGAUGCCGUGGCGAGACCCGAAGACCGGCUUUUGUGUUCGCGCCAAGAUCGGGGAGCCUGGCGAAGCUAUCGGUCUUGUUAGAAAUAUGGAUUUUUACCACGAAUAUCUCAACAACCCAAAGGCAAACGAAGAGAAACUACUCGCAAACGUUUUCAAGAAAGGUGACUUGUAUCAAAGAAUGGGUGAUCUUCUCGUCAAUGAAAGCUCUGGAUGGGUUUCGUUCAGAGACCGGACGGGUGACACCUACAGGUGGAACGGAGAAAACGUAAGCGCUGGCGAAGUCAGAGAACAUAUAUCGAGGAUACCAGGGGUAAUAGACGUCACUGUUUAUGCGGUCAAAUUGAGUGGGUACGAUGGUCAAGCAGGCGCUGCCGCGAUCACACUUGCAACUGGAUAUAGGGGACAAGAAGACAAAUUUGCUGAGCAACUGUACCCGCGACUAAAGAAAUCAGGCUUGACUUCUUACCAGCUUCCGCGGCUGGUUCGAUUCAUCGAGCAAAUCGAGGUAAACGCGACGUUUAAGCACGCGAAGACGGUGAUGAUGACAAGGUCAUGGGACCCACGGAAACAGACGGCUGGCGAACAUGUGUACUGGCUUGACGGCAAUGCAUACAAGAGGCUCGAUUCACAGGCGUGGGCCGACAUUUGUGCCGCUAAAGCACGACUAUAAAUCUGUGUAUUGUAACAUAUUUGUUCUAACGAUAUCCAGAGUCGUCUCUCGUUAUACGUUAAAAUGGUAAAAAAAAUUCUUAUUAAU
This is a messenger RNA of Verruconis gallopava, 4220 nucleotides long. RefSeq lists its product as uncharacterized. The record is from RefSeq and is a predicted model, not a curated record. Gene Ontology annotation, molecular function: long-chain fatty acid transmembrane transporter activity; long-chain fatty acid-CoA ligase activity. NCBI's taxonomy places the organism in Eukaryota, Fungi, Ascomycota, Dothideomycetes, Venturiales, Sympoventuriaceae. The transcript has 4 exons. Bases 2226 to 4133 code for a protein of 635 amino acids.